AGUGAGGACGGGCCGGUACCGGAGCCGCGGUAAGUGCGGCCGUCAGCGGCCUUGCAGUGCCAGUGAGGACGGGCCGGUACCGGAGCCGCGGUAAGUGCGGCCGUCAGCGGCCUUGCAGUGCCAGUGAGGACGGGCCGGUACUGGAGCCGCGGUAAGUGCGGCCGUCAGCGGCCUUGCAGUGCCAGUGAGGACGGGCCGGUACCGGAGCCGCGGCGAUCGCGGGCCGCGGUAAGUGCGGCCGUCAGCGGCCUUGCAGUGCCAGUGAGGACGGGCCGGUACCGGAGCCGCGGUAAGUGCGGCCGUCAGCGGCCUUGCAGUGCCAGUGAGGACGGGCCGGUACUGGAGCCGCGGACAUCAAAGGUGGAGGAAUUGCGACUGGGUAUCUCAGACGGAAUAUCACAUCCGAUCUACACCCCACUCAGCUCCCCAGCACCUGAAUAUCAUCGGCCUGUGAGCGUGGAGGGAGAGACGCUGGUUUGUUUCACUUCAGACCCCAGGCAGUGAGGGCUGUUGCAGGGCACCGACCGUGACACAGCUGGGGAGAAGACACACUGUCUACAGUGGAGAGGGGAGAAACCACUGAUGUGAGGACAGGAGCCAAUCUGCAGAGAAGCCAAGUAACCUCUUCCAGCCUGUGAAGGAGCGGGCAGUGAUCACUCCAGUGCGGAUUGGGAAAGGAACAGCCACUGCAACGAGAGACCGUGUGUGACACGCUGGGGGAGGUGAGCUCACCUGAUCUGUGACUGGGAACGUGUUCACCACAUCCUUGUUUUUGCACCAGUGAAACAUUCAUUCUUUUGACUGAGAUAAACUUGAUCCAUUUCCCUGAGAGUAUUCAAAUCUUCUUUCCCUUGUUUCCAUUUGAGGAAAGAAAUUAGUUUGGUCAUCUUUUUACUGACUGUUUGCUGAGGUCCCGGGGAAACGUCGUCACCCUGCUUCAGGCGCAUGAAGAGACUCACUCGAUGAGACACUGGCAGAUUCACACUGGGGGAAGGUUGUUCCCCAUCUCCUCAUGUGGGAAAGGAUUCACUCAGUCAUCCCACUUAGUGAAACGCCAUUGAGCUCACAACACAGAGACCCCGUUCUGUGAAAGAGCGUUCAAACAGUCACCCAACCUCCGGAAAGAGUUAAGCAACUUAGUGACCUGAUGAACCACCAGCAAAGUUCCGCCGGUGCGAGGCCGUUCAGCUGCUGUCACUGCGGGAAGGGUUUCAAAAACUCCUCCGGACUACAGAGACACCAGCUGGUCCACACCAGGGAGAGGCCAUUCAUCUGCACUGAGUGCGGGAAUGGGUUCACUCAGUCGUCUGACCUGUUGACGCACCAACGGAUUCACACCGGGGAGCGGCCGUUCGUAUGCCGUGAGUGUGGCAAGGGAUUCACUCGUUCAUCCAACCUGCUGACUCACCAACGAAGUCACAUGGGGGUGCGGCCGUUCGUCUGCUCUGAGUGCGGGAGGGGAUUCACAAGGUCUUCCGAGCUUCUGAGGCACCAACGCAUUCAUAACGGCGAGAGGCCCUACGUUUGCUCCGAGUGCGGGAUGAGGUUCACUCGCUCGUCCCACCUGCAGUCGCACCAACAAACUCACAGCGGGGAGCGGCCGUUCGUCUGCUCUGAGUGCGGGAGGGGAUUCACUCGGUCAUCCGAGCUUCGGACACAUCAGCUCAUUCACACCGGGGAGAGGCCUUACGUGUGCUCCGAGUGCGGGAAGGGGUUCACUCGUUCAUCCCACCUGCAGUCGCACCAAAAAAUUCACAAUGGGAUGCGGCCCUUCGUCUGCUCUGAGUGCGGGAGGGGAUUCACUUGGUCAACUGAGCUUCGGACUCACCAACGUAUCCACACCGGGGAGAGGCCCUUCCCCUGUUCCGAGUGUGGAAAGGGAUUCACUCGGCCGUCCGACCUGCUGAAACACCAGCGGAUUCACACCGGAGAGCGGCCAUUCAUAUGCAGUCAGUGCGGCAAGGGAUUCACUCGCUCGUCCCACCUGCGGACACACCAACGAAUUCACAACAGGGAGUAGGCCUUCACCUGCUCUGAGAGAGGGAUGGGAUUCACUUCUGACGCACCAACAAAUUCACACCGGGGAGCGGCUGAUCACCUGCCCUGAAUGUGGGAACAACUUGUCUGUCGUGUCACCUCAAACACCAGCGAGCUCACACUGAAAGGGCAGUUCAAAUCUGCAGUACAUAUGUAGGGCAUUUAAAUUGCAGCUGCUGAGCCAGCGGUGAGUUCACAAGUGACUGCAGGAACUGAUUCUGCAGUUAUUGCUGCUGUUGAUCACAUCCAGGUUUGGACCCAGGUCACUGGACACAUUUGGGUUGUUUCCCCUGGAACUGCAGGUACAUUUGUAUUCUGCAUCACACCUGUUCGGUGUGAAUGAACUGGGCUUGAGAUGAUAACACCUAGGAAUUUAUGGCUUGCUGAUCCUUUCCACCCCUGAUUCUCCCAUGAUGACUGGAUCAUGGACCUCUGGUUUACUCCUCAUGAAGUCAAUAAUCAAAUCCUUCGAGUAACUGGGUGUUGAGACACCGCUAAGCCAGAUUAUCAAUCUCCCUCCUUUCUGCUAACUCGUCACCACUUUUGAUUCGGCCAGCAACAGUGUGUCAUCUGCAAAUUUGAAUAAGGCUUUAGAGCUGUGCAUAUCCACACAGUCAUAAUUGUAAAGUGAGUAGAGCAGGGCUAAGUACCAUCAUGACCUUGUGGUGAUGGAGACUGUGGAGGGGGUGUUGUUGCCAAUCCAAACUCACUGGGGUCUGCAAGUAAGGAAAUAGAGGAUCCACGUUUGCAGAAGGGCGUUUUGGCGCCAAGGUCUAGAGUCUUAUUGAUUAGUUUUGAGGGUAUUGAAUGCUGAGCUGUAGUGUAUAGGAAGCCUCCUGAUGUCUGUAUCUUUGGGUUGAGUGAGGAGCCAAUGAGAUGGCUUCUGCUGCGGUAGGAAAGUUGGAGAGGAUCCAAGUCACUUCUCAGGCAGGAGUUUGUGUGUUUCAUCACAGCCCUCUCAAAACCGUUCAUGACUGUGGGUGUAAGUGCUUCUGGGUGAAGGUCAUUGAGGCAGGUCACCGUGUUCUUUUUAGACGCCAGUAUAAGUGAAGCAGGUGGGCACCUCAGACUGCCAAAGCGACAGAUAUCAGUGAAACCUGCAUUCAGGUGAUCACCUUAGGUCAGGUGGACCGUGUCGAGGUGGGACGCUUUGCCUGGGGCACUUUCCUGAAGGCUGCUUGCCCGUUGGCCUCGAGCUGAAAUCGCAGGGUCACCGGUGGCUGUGGGACUUUGUGAUGGGUUCCUCCAUGGUCAAAGUGAGCUCCCCUGUAUCACCUCAUCUGUCAGGGGAGCUAGUGCGAGAGUCAGCAAGGUGUGUUGCAACUGCACAAGGUAUGGUGACCACACUUGGCGUUUAUAUGUAUUUCAGGCCACCUAACUAUUGGAACGAUAACAUUUUGAAGGCAAAUAUGCAAAAUAGGCUGACAAAGAUGACACCAAGGCUGGAUGGCUUGAGUUGAAAGGAUAGACUGGAUAGAACUUACAACAGUGUGGCACAGUCCAGGCUCUUUGGCCCAUGAUGUUGUGCCGACCUUUUAACCAACUCUAAGAUCAAUGUAGUCCUUCCUUGCUAUGGAGCUCUCCAUUUUCCUGUCAUUGAUGUGCUUAUCUAGGAUGUCCGUAAAUGCCCCUGAUGUAUUUGCCUCUAUCAUUUCUGGCAGGGUCUUGCGCUCACUCUCUGGCUUGAAAUAAAAACCUCCCCUGGAGCACAGUAGUUUGAGGUGUUGGCCAUGAACAGAUUAAAAUAAGGAAGAAAACAUCAAACUUGAAUGAGUCACUGAGAGUCGUGUAGUGUAAAUGCUCGUGAUGGCGGGAAGAGAGACCCCGUUGAUCUUCUCAGCUGACCUCACUAUCCGCUACAGGGGCUUGCGAUCCGAGAUGGUGCAAUUUCCGAACCAGGCAGUGAUGCAGCUGCUCAGGAUGUUCCUGCCAUGUGCUUGAAGGAAUCGAGUACGCCAUUUUGUGAAGCCCUUCUGUAACCUCCAUGUUGUGAACUGCUCAGCUGAUUCUUGUCCUGCAAUAACUUGAUCAGGCCGAUUUGACCGUGGACACAAGGAGUUUCUGCUAUUGAUCUACUCAACCUGCGAUCAUGUUCAGAUAAGCUGUUUGUGUACGGUAUCAGAUUCGCAGAAGUGAUCUCUGUUAUCUCAGCCCAGUGACUGGUGACACGGUUUGAAUCAGAGUCGAAUAGAAUGAAAGAAGUCACCUAAGGCCAAAUUGUGUAGCCCUUGGUCACAGAACGGUCAGAUAAUCUCGAUCCAGUGAGAUUGAAAUGCAACAUUUGAACUGAUGAGUAGAGACUAAAAGUAAAUGCAAUAUGGUGAGAACUCUGGGGAGUAACAAGCACAAUGAACGACCCACGCCAGGGGCUGGGAGAAAAGAGGAUCAAUUAUCUGGCCAACAGGAGAUUCCAUUUCGGUGUUACAACUGGAGACAUGGUUUAAGUGAGUAUUGGUACAGAGGGAUCAGUAGAAUUCAUGUUUUAAGUUGUUGGCCAGGGGUCAACAUAGUUACGUUGUUGCUUGUGCAGAGACAAUAAAAUGCAAACUUUAAUUUAAUAA
Hypanus sabinus (Atlantic stingray) is the source of this 4598-nucleotide messenger RNA. Its product is annotated as histone-lysine N-methyltransferase PRDM9-like. Bases 1148 to 2020 code for a protein of 290 amino acids. Lineage: Eukaryota; Metazoa; Chordata; Chondrichthyes; Myliobatiformes; Dasyatidae. Gene Ontology annotation, molecular function: DNA-binding transcription factor activity, RNA polymerase II-specific; RNA polymerase II cis-regulatory region sequence-specific DNA binding. The record is from RefSeq and is a predicted model, not a curated record. Gene Ontology annotation, biological process: regulation of transcription by RNA polymerase II. The transcript has 3 exons.